Cydia amplana is the source of this 5913-nucleotide messenger RNA. RefSeq lists its product as uncharacterized. The transcript is spliced from 3 exons. Lineage: Eukaryota; Metazoa; Arthropoda; Insecta; Lepidoptera; Tortricidae. Gene Ontology annotation, molecular function: zinc ion binding; nucleic acid binding; catalytic activity. The annotation marks the transcript as partial. The record is from RefSeq and is a predicted model, not a curated record.
AUGGAUAACCCCGCGCAGGGGUUGAACCCGGAGAUGGCUCCAAUCACUGGGCCCCAUAAAGGGGCUUCAGGGGCGGGUUCUUCGACCUCGCCCGACUGGGAGGAACCUAUGGAGGGCCAGUACAGGGCUGAGGCCGCCUCCAAGAAGAGGCCCCAUGAGGGAAACCGGGUCCUGGAUUAUGAGACUCACGUUGGGAGCGGGCCUAAAGUUAGCACCUCGCUGAGGGGUAGGGCCAAGGCCAUGGCGAAGAAAGCCUCCAUAGGCCACUUUACCGGCCUGGCAGCAGCCAAGGCCAGACUGAAGGCCUAUAAGGAGGACUUGCUCUUGGAGGUGCUGGACAGCCAGGAGGGAAAGGGAAAGGGAGUGGUCCCCCCUUUACUCCUGAGAAGGUCCCAGGGGGACAACAAAAAGAAGGGGGAUAAGGAGCCGUGGAUGGUGAGCCCGUCCCCUUCUCCAAGUCUAGAAAUGACAGAAUGCAGCCCGCCCCUAUACACAGGGACGGACUACAUAGAAAUAGUGCGGGAGGCGACCCAUAUUAUCCUAGAGGCUGCCGGAAAAUCCGGCAACCUAAAUGGACAAGUCUGGGGCAAACUGAACCAGGCCUGCCGGGACAUCCUGGCGGCGACUGACGUCCUGGCGGAUAGAGUAGAGGACGAGGAGUUGCGGGCCUUGAAGGAGGAUAAUAACCGAAUGCGGGAGCAACUGGCCCAAUGUCAGUCCGAGAUGAAGGCCCUUCGUAGAGCCUUCUCUGAGAGGACGAUCCAGCCCUCACAGGCCCCGACGGCCCAAUGCGACCAGGCGACGGGCUUUUCUGAGGCCCUCAAAGAGGCCCUCAAGGAAUUAAAGGAGGACCUGAAGCGGGACCUUACAAUUACCAUGGGAAACAUGAUCUCGGCCCGCACGGGCCAUUUCCCUGAGCCGGUCCCCCGCCCUCCUCUCGCUGCGGACAGGAAUAAGACGAUUACGAACCAGCCGGAACCUCUCUCUGGGGCGCCGCCCUCAAGGGCAGUGACAGGUGCGCCGCCCAUAAGGCAGCCUAAGGCCCCUGUGGCCCAGCCUUCGGCACCAGCGACCAAGAAGAGGGCUAACUCUGCUCCUAGGCAGAAGACGGUGAAGGAGCCUAGUGCCUCUCCACCCUCGCAGCCGGCAACAAAAACGCAGGAGCCUGCUGAGUCUUGGACGCAGGUUGUCAGGAAGGGCAAUGGCAAAUCCGCCAAGCCCCCUUCCCCCCCUGCCGCCCCGGCUCGGAAACCGGCACCAGCAGGCCCACGGAAGCUGGUUGUGCCCGCCACGGCCGCGAUCGUGAUGGCCUUGAAGCCGGAGUCUGAGGCGACAUACGCCUCAAUUUUGUAUAAGGUCACCAAAUCGGUGAAGCUUGCUGAUGUGGGUGUAGAGCACGUCAAGGUCCGCAAAACAGCUGCUGGGGCCAGGAUACUUGAGGUGUCCGGGUCCGACAAUGGUAGGGCGGCUGACGAACUCUGCCGAAAAAUGACGGAGGUGAUCGGAGAGGAAGCCCGAGUAUACAGGCCCACCAAAAUGGCGGACUUACGCAUUUCGGGCCUAGAUGAGGCAGCCACUCAGGAAGCGAUCGCGGGAGCGAUCGCUAAACUGGGAGAGUGCUCAAUAAAUGAGGUUAAGGUGGGAUCGAUUAGGGCCCAAUAUAAUGGGACAACGUCGACUCUGGCACAGUGCCCUAUAACGGCAGCCAAGAGGGUCACCGCAGCGGGUCGACUUCAAAUAGGAUGGUCCUCGGCUCUGGUAGUGGCGCUGGACCCAACACCGAUGAGGUGCUUCAGGUGCAUGGGCACGGGGCACACCAGAGCACUAUGCCCGUCGCCAGUAGACAGGAGCGGGCUCUGCUUCCGGUGUAGCAGGCCGGACCACAAGAGGGUGGACUGCAAGGCGGAGACUGCCUUCUGCUCGGUAUGUCAUGCGGCCAAACGCCCAGCGGGACACAUAAUGGGUGGCUUUUCCUGUACGCCCCCACCAGCAAAAGGCAAAGAGGCUCUUCCGAAGACCCAAAGAGCCCCUCCAGUGAGUAACAUCGACCAACGGGCCUCCGCCGUAGUCCUCACCCUGGAGACGGGAGCAGAAGAGAGGGGCGUUACCUACGGAACGUUGAUUACGGAGGCCAAGUCCAAAAUUUCCCUGGAUGGGCUCGGUAUCACCGGUCUGAGGUUCCGUAGGGCAGUGACAGGGGCGGCAAUCCUGGAGAUCCCGGGCCCAGACACCACCAGCGGCAACCAAGCAGACUCUCUUGCGGCCAAGCUGAGGGAAACGCUUAAUGUGGCCGAUGUCCGCAUCUCUAGGCCGGUAAAAUGCGCGGAGAUGCGCAUUUCCGGUCUGGAUGACUCGGUUUCAGAAGAAGAGCUCGCCGCUGCCGUGGCGAAAGUUGGAGGGUGUGCCCUAGAGGCAGUGAAAGUUGGCCGGAUCUCCCGCGCGCCAACAGGCCUGGGCACAGCGUGGGCUCGCUGCCCCGUAGCAGCCGCCAAGAAAGUGGCUGAGGGGCGACUCCUCGUCGGUUGGGCUUCGGCAAACGUGAAGCUGCUGGAGUCCCGACCCCUGAGGUGCUUCCGCUGCCUGGUGCCUGGCCAUGUUAGGAAGGGGUGCACCUCAGAAAUCGACCGCAGUGACCAGUGCUACCGAUGCGGUCAAUCCGGUCACCGGGCCAGGGACUGCACCGCCGCGCCCCACUGCACUCUGUGCACUGCAGCGGGCAAACCUGCUGACCACAGUGCCGGCAGCAGUACCUGCGCGAUGGGGGCUAAAGCCCCAAAACGCAUGUCCCGGAAGGCGACCAGCAAACCAGGUACUCCUGGAGUGGCGGCGCCUCUGGCCGCGAACAUAAACCACUGCGCCGGGGCGCAAGAUCUCCUCCUGCAGUCCAUGGCGCAGUGGUCGAUAGAUGUUGCCGUGGUCGCCGAGCCGUACUACGUCCCCCCCAGCCACAACUGGGCUGCGGACCUGGAUGGCUUGGUGGCCAUUAUAACAAAAGCAGGGGUAGAGGGUAUACCGCCCCCCUCCACGUUGUCGAGGGGUCGAGGCUAUGUGGCUGUCCUCUGGGGCGAAAUUACCCUGAUCGGGGUAUAUUUCUCCCCCAACAGAAGAGUCUCCGAGUUCGAAGCCUUCCUCGGCCAGCUGGCGGCUCUCGUUGGGCAGACCCAACCGCGCCAGGUAGUUGUCGCAGGUGACUUAAACGCCAAAUCCAUGGCCUGGGGCUGUCCCGCAACCGACAUUCGCGGAGACCUUCUAGAGGAAUGGGCGACGAUGACCGGAAUGUCGGUUCUGAACCGAGGGUCGGCCAGCACCUGCGUGCGCUGGCAGGGAGAGUCCAUAGUGGACGUUACUUUCGCGACCCCGGCACUCGCGACCCGCGUCCGUGGCUGGAGAGUACUGGAGACGGUGGAGACAUUAUCAGACCAUUUGUACAUCCGGUUUGAUGUCUCCACCUCCUCCGGAGGCACGACAGACACGGAUCGUCGUCCGAAUGGCCGUGCUGCGACCCCUUACCCUCGUUGGGCCCUGAACAGCCUGGAUCGUGAAGCGGUGGAGAUAGCGUCCCUCGUCCAGGCCUGGACAACAUCUCCUGGGCCUGUGGAGACCGAGGAGGAGGCAGCCUGGUUCCGCGAAGCCAUGUCACAAGUCUGUGACGCAGGCAUGUCACGAGCCAAGCCACGGCCUCCGAAGCGUCAAGUGUACUGGUGGUCGCGAGAAAUCGAAGACCUCCGAUCCCGCUCCAACAGGGCGAGACGCCAGUACACACGGUCCCGUCGACGCAGACACCGAGACGUUGAAGAGGAGACGCGGCUGUACAGUGCCUACAGGGAGGCGGUCAAGGCGCUGCAGCUCUCCAUCUGCGAGGCGAAGGCGAGCGCCAGAGCGGAGCUUCUCGAGACUCUAAACCGAGACCCAUGGGGAAGGCCGUACAAGACGGUCAGGGGUAAAUUACGCCCUUGGGCCCCCCCCUUGACAGAGAGUCUCGAGCCUCGACUACUGGGGGUGGUUGUUUCCAACUUGUUUCCGAACAGACCGGAACACCAGCCCCCAGAAAUGGCACCUCCCCAUCAGCUCGCAGGGUUCGAGGGUGCGGAAGUCGGGGUGCCUCCGGUAACGGAGGCAGAGCUAGACGCAGCCGUGCGGAGGCUAAAAGCCAAAAACACGGCACCGGGUCCAGAUGGGAUCCCAGGACGCGUCCUGGCUUUGGCGCUGCGGUCCCUAGGGGAGAGAUUCCGCGGGCUACUGGACGCCUGUCUACAGUCCGGCCGAUUUCCGACCAUAUGGAAAACCGGCCGGCUCGUCCUCCUAAAAAAGGAUGGGCGUCCCGCGGACUCUCCAUCCGCCUACCGUCCGAUCGUAUUGCUCGACGAGGCUGACAAGCUCUUCGAGCGCAUCAUCUGCUGUCGCCUCGUUGAGCACCUCCGAGGAGUAGGACCUGACCUGUCCGAGCAUCAGUUCGGAUUCCGAGAGGGCAGGUCGACCGUAGAUGCAGUCGCGCGCAUCAAAGCCCUCUCGGAUGAGGCGGUUGACCACGGUGGGGUUCUCCUGGCGGUGUCCUUGGAUAUCGCCAAUGCCUUUAACACCCUGCCGUGGUCGUGCAUUAGGGAGGCGCUGAAAUACCACAAAGUGCCUCCCUAUUUGUGCCAAAUAGUCGGGGCCUACCUCUCGGAGCGGUGUGUGGAGUACCCGGUCCGGGGCGGCGGGAUUACAAGGUGGGAGACGUCGUGCGGUGUUCCACAGGGCUCGGUCUUAGGGCCGCUCCUGUGGAACAUUGGGUACGACUGGGUGCUGCGGGGGGAGCUUCUCCCGGGGUCAAGUGUGACCUGCUACGCAGAUGACACGCUGGUCACGUCCCGGGGGACCUCGUACCGGGAAGCAGCACGCCUCGCCACCGUGACGGUGGCACAGGUGGUGAGGCGUAUAACGAUGCUGGGUCUGGAGGUGGCGCUACACAAGUCUGAGGCGCUCUGCUUCCACGCAGCCCGGAAGGCGCCGCCUGCAGGAUCCAGCAUCGUCGUUGGUGGCACCCGAAUCGAGGUAAAGUCCGACAUGAAAUAUCUCGGACUUGUCCUCGAUUCCCGAUGGAACUUCCGCGAGCACUUUGCCCGCCUGACCCCCCGACUAAUGGCAGCAUCGGCCGCACUGAAGAGGCUGAUGCCCAAUAUCGGGGGGCCGGAGGUAGCGAGCCGCCGUCUGUAUAUGGGGGUGGUGCGAUCGAUGGCCCUUUACGGGGCGCCGAUCUGGGCGGCGAAUCUGGCGGCCCGAAAUAUCGCCCUGCUGAGAAAGGCUCAGAGGGCGAUGGCCAUCAGCGUCGUACGCGGGUACCGCACCACCUCAUAUGAUGCGGCGUGCUUGCUGGCGGGAACGCCUCCCUGGGAUCUGGAGGCGGAGGCCCAAGCGUCUCUGUACGAGUGGCGCAGGGAGCUCCGGCUGCGGGAGUUCCAUCCUGCGCCUAGGGAGGUAGAGGCGCAAAAGCUCCUCGUCCGACAGUCCAUUGUCCUCCAAUGGGAGGAACAACUGGCUGGACGCGAGGAGGGACACAGGACUGUCGAGGCGGUCCGGCCGGUCCUACAAGACUGGCUGGAGAGAGAGCGGGGCUCGCUAACCUUCCGGCUGGUGCAGGUGCUCACGGGGCAUGGCUGUUUCGGGAGCUACCUGCACCGGUACGCAAGACGGGAGGAGACGGCGGAGUGCCACCAGUGUGGCUGCGGCGAGGACACGGCGCACCAUACCCUGGAGGAAUGCCCAGCCUGGGAGGGGCAGCGCCGCGAACUCGCGGCAGUGGUGGGGAACGACCUCUCCUUGCCAGCCGUAGUUAAGGCUAUGGUUGCCGACGAGAGGUCGUGGAAAGCGGUCCUCUCCUUCUGCGAGGAUGUAAUGUCGCAGAAGGAGGCAGCGGAGAGGGAAAGGGAGGCC